Molecule: messenger RNA, 618 nt
Organism: Caenorhabditis remanei
Lineage: Eukaryota; Metazoa; Nematoda; Chromadorea; Rhabditida; Rhabditidae
Exons: 4
Coding region: 1-618 (205 amino acids)
Source: RefSeq, a predicted model, not a curated record
AUGGCUCUCGGCACUCCAUGCACGCCUAAGUUUCCUCACAAAACAGUCGGACCCACCACACCGCAACGCACCAACCGGCUCAUUACUCAUUUUCCGAAAGCUACUAAUGAUAUCUGUCAGACGCCGCCAAAGUAUCAUGUAGAGUCGACCUUCGAUGCACCUCUCCGCCAGAAUGGAUCACAGCGCGCUUCUUGUCGCCAACUGUAUUCUCAAACAAACGCGAAUGAUUCUCCAACCGCAAAAAGAUCUCACACCCAAGUUAUCAACACAGGGAGUCAGCCGGUCACUAAUCGAUUCAACAACAAUGUCUUCGCCUUCCUCGAUAAUUUCAAAUCAACUGUGGGCUUGGUGUGUCGAGAUUCGAACAAGGAAAAUAACUUCAAAUUUCAUUCACCCAAAUUGCCGAAAACAAAUAUGUCGUCAGCUGUAAAUGGCAAAGGAACCAGUGUCUUUGCAGUUUUUCACGAGUCGGAGCCGAUGGAUAUUGAAUUCAACGAAAACUAUCGGAACUAUAUGAACGAUUCAAUGGAAAUCGACAACGAUGACGACAUUUCCACAAUGGAAGUUGAUUCGAUUGUCGACAUGGAGAGUUUUAUGGAAUAUAUUCCUAUGCAUUGA